AUGCUGAAAGAGACUCUCUCGGCCGUGGCCUGGCUCUGCAUGUUCACUGUGGCCUUUGUCAGCCACCCAGUGUGGCCACAGAAGCCCCCUAAGCGCAAGACACCUGCAGAGCUCACCGUGGCCGGCUGCUGUGAGGAGGCGAAGGAGCUCAAGGCCCAAAUUGCCAACCUAAGCAGCCUGCUGAGCGACCUGAGCAGGAAGCAGGAAAGGGACUGGGUCAGCGUGGUCAUGCAGGUGAUGGAGCUGGAGAGCAAUUCCAAGCGCAUGCAGUCGCGGCUCACAGAGGCCGAGAGCAAGUACUCCGAGAUGAACAAUCAGAUCGGCAUCAUGCAGCUGCAGGCAGCGCAGACUGUCACCCAGACCUUGGCAGAUGCCAUCUAUGACUGCUCGUCUCUCUACCAGAAGAACUACCGCAUCUCUGGAGUGUAUAAGCUUCCUCCCGAUGACUUCCUGGGCAGCCCUGAGCUGGAGGUGUUCUGUGACAUGGAGACUUCAGGUGGUGGCUGGACCACCAUUCAGAGGAGAAAGAGUGGCCUCGUCUCCUUCUUCCGGGACUGGAAGCAGUACCAGCAGGGCUUCGGCAGCAUCCACGGGGACUUCUGGCUGGGCAACGACCACAUCCACCGGCUCUCCAGGCGGCCAACCCGGCUACGCGUGGAGAUGGAGGACUGGGAGGGCAACAUGCGCUACGCUGAGUACAGCCACUUUGUUUUGGGCAAUGAACGGAACAGCUACCGCCUCUUCCUGGGGAACUACAGCGGCAACGUGGGGAACGAUGCCCUGGUCUAUCACAACAACACAGCCUUCAGCACCAAGGACAAGGACAAUGACAACUGCUUAGACAAGUGCGCCCAGCUCCGGAAGGGUGGAUACUGGUACAACUGCUGCACAGACUCCAACCUCAACGGCGUUUACUACCGCCUCGGGGAGCACAACAGGCACCUGGACGGCAUCACCUGGUACGGCUGGCACGGCUCUAGCUACUCCCUCAAACGAGUGGAGAUGAAAAUCCGCCCAGAAGACUUCCAGCCGUGA
Eubalaena glacialis (North Atlantic right whale) is the source of this 1035-nucleotide messenger RNA. It is a transcript of the gene ANGPTL7, whose product is annotated as angiopoietin like 7. Lineage: Eukaryota; Metazoa; Chordata; Mammalia; Artiodactyla; Balaenidae. The transcript has 5 exons. The record is from RefSeq and is a predicted model, not a curated record. Bases 1 to 1035 code for a protein of 344 amino acids.